UUAAGUCUAUGAGUGUGCAACUCAACUUUGACUUAAUCAUAAAUAUAUCAACAUUGUUUGCAAAUUAGUAAUCAGAUAUUUGUUAAAUUGUUAACCGGUUGAUAAAGUUGUGUUUACUAAUUAAAAAAAAAUUAUAUUUGAUGAAAAAUUUCCUGUGGCUUUAUCAUGACUUCAAAAAGAGAUUCACAAAGUUCCAUUUAUCGAUGGAUUGAAAGAAAGCCACUUUCAGAAGCAGUUUUAUGGACGUCCAGGGAGAAAUUUUGGUUAAUUACUGCUACCUGUCAUUAUGGAACACAUGACUGGAAAUCGAUUGCCCAAGUAGUAAAGAAUGCAGGAGAAGCUUACAGGCCAAAAGAAGGAUGGUACACUUCAAAAAACUGUGAACGUCAAUUUAAAAUAAUUAUUUCUAAUUUUAGUAAGGAUAUAAAAUCUCUACCUUUUAAUGACAUGAUGGAACAUAUUGCUGAAAGUUUAAAAGAAGAUUACAUACGUGAUGUUAGUAAAUCAAACGAUUCCUUGAAAACAAAAUAUUGUAAUUUGUUUAGUAUAAUGAACAGAGUGAAACAAGGUAACCUUACAAGAAAUGAAGUUGUGAAUCUAUACUCUCAAGCAAGAAGGAAUGAAAUAGAAGGAAAGCAGUACAUGGAACAACUAAUGACCAGACAAAAUUCAACUCUUGCAUCAGAUAUAUUUACCUCUGAAACUACUGAUGAACCAAUAAAAUGGAAUACACCUUCUGCUCCAUUAUUAACAAGUCUCUUAAGAUCUCGAAACACUAUUCCAGCCAAUAGAUCAACAUCAACAAUUGCAUCAUUGUUACAAAAUCCAGCUGGAACUCCUAGAACUAGAUCUGGGAAAUUAUUACCUUUAACAUCAUCUCCAAGUGUUAAAACUACUCAAGGUACUCCUACACUUUCAAAACUGUUAGAAGCACCUGCAAAUCCUUAUAUCCAAUGCCCAUCACCUACUCAAAAGGAUAAAUCAUAUGCUGCUGCUGGAUCAGAUAAAUCACUUGGAAUUAAUAAAAAGGAAAACUUACAGACUUCAUCAAUAAAUAAGAAAACCAUUCUUGAUUCAUAUACACAUGAUGAAAAUAUAGAAUUGAGAGAUCAAAUAUCAAAGAGCCUAGCUUCUAGCAACAAAAAUGAAACCAAAUUAAUGACUGGUAACUUGUGUAUAGUUAAUUUAUUAAGUGACAGUGAAAUUGAGGAAGACAAUAUUAAUAAUAAUGAAGAUUUAUCUGCUGUAAAUUGUUUAGGGGAACAAAAAAUAGAAGAUAGACUAAUUGAACCCCGAGCUACCAGGAGUCAAACAAGGGCAGAUGGACAAAAUUUUAAACAAACACGAGAAGAAAAAAUUGUUGAAGAUAAAAGUGAUCAACACAUUAAAGAAUCUCAAAAUACUGAUGAACUUUUAAAUGAAGUUGAUAUUCCAUUUGACCUAGAUAGUAUUGAUGUUGAACCUUUAUCAGUGAUCCAAGAAAAAAGCACUCCAGAAACUAUACAUUGUAAUAAAAGUUUAAAUUUUAAUCAAACUGUCCAUAAAGAUGUUAGUUCAACUCUAGAAUUAGAAAAUAUAUCACAUUUAAAUACAUCUGUUGAAAAUGAGAAUAAAAAUUUAACAGCUGUUCAAUCACAGAUUGAUGAUGCUAAUAUUUCUGAGUGUUACGUUCCUAUAGAUAAUUCCAUCAUCAAAGAUACAAUUUUAGUACGCAAAGAUAAUCAAACAUUUUCUACUACCGGAAAAAAUAUAAUUACAUAUGAUGGACAAUUGUUAAAACAAAAUAAAAUAAUAGAAUUUAAAGGGACAAAUUUCAAAUGUGUUGACAGUAAAGGAGAUUCAAAGUUAAUCUCUUUUGUAAAUCAGCCUAUUGUUGUUGUUAACAAAAUAAAAAAACCUUUUAAUAUUAAAUUAUCCUCUGAAAUUAAGGAUUCUAAAGAUAAGAGUGAUGUACCAUCAUCAACAAAUGUUGACUCAAAGAAAACGACACUUGUUGAGAGUUCACAAAAUGUUAAACAUAACUUUAGUGAAACUGGUUUAAUUGAUGAUGAUGUUAUUGUUAUUGAUGAUGAUAGCAUGAAUAUGAGUAUUAAUGAAGAGAAAUCAAGUAUCAAACAAUCAUCAAGUAAAUCUCCUAUUUCAAAUAGAAAAAAUAUAUCCAAUAUUUUAAAUAAUGAUGCAUCUGAGAUUGUUACUUCUAAAGCAAAAAAAAGUAGUGUUGAUAGUGGAAAUGGCCAUCUCAUAAAAGAAUUUGAAGUUGACUUAGAUCCAUCAACUUCUCAAAACUCAUUAUCUAAUUUAUAUAAUGGUGUUGAAGAAAUUGUAGAAAUGCAUUCAUUAGAUAGCGAGGAUAUAAUUUUGGAAUGCGAUUCAGUAGAUAUUCAUGAAACAGAAGUUACUUCAGUUAAUGAAAAUAAUUUAAAUUCUGAUGCUUUUGAUACUUUUGCUCAAAAUAUUACCAAUAACCAAAAAUUAACUUCUUCUAAAAUUAUUAACUCUUUAAAUUCUGAAACACAUUUAUUAAAAUAUAUUAAAAAGGAUAAUGAAAAACUUGGAGCUAUUCAAUCAAAUGAACUGGAUGUUUCUGUUACAGGAAUACCUGUAUUACAAGAUGUGAUAUCCGAUGUUAUGAGUAAAAUAGAUUCUAACUGUGUAGAACCUAUUAAAAACGCGGAUUCAAUAGCUCAAAAUUCUACUAAUGUUAUUUUUGAAAUAAGUAGUGAUGAUGAAGAAAUAAUAAAAAAUAUAAAACAAGAUAGAAAAGGCAUUAUUAGUACAGAUAGCCUUAAGUUAAAAACAGAAGAAGAGACUAAUUUUCAAAACAAAACAAAAGAUAAAAAAAAUAGAGAAAGUAUUAAAGUAGGUGUUAUGGAAAAGGAUGACAAAAGUAACUACGAAGAAAGUUAUGUAAAUGUCAAAGCAUUUGAAAAUGAUGAAAUGAAAAAAGAAACACAUAUUACAGUAGAUGAAAUUAUUAAACCUGAGGUAAGAAAUACUAUUAAAGGAGUGCAUUUUGGUAAAGAUGCUGAAAUAAAAGAUGACGAAAAAAAAUUGAAAGAACCUGUAUCACUUAUAUUUGAAGAAAAAGGGAUGUUUGAAUCUAAAAAUACAUUGGCUGAAGGUAAACUUAAAGAAACUGAAAAUAAAAAUAAUAAAGAUAUUAAGGCUAAAGAAAUAGAAGAAAAAUUGGAUAAAACUAAAGAGAUUGAUGUUAAAGAUGGCAAAACAAAAAUUUUAUCCGAAGUAACUAAACAGCCAGAAGAAAUUAUGAGAGAAACUAGAAGGAGUAAAAUAUAUGAUAGUGAUGGUAAAAAUAAAAAUGAGUCAAAAUUAAUAGAAACUGAAUCUAAAAAACAUAAGGUUGAAGAAAUUAAAAAUAAUAUUAAAACUAGAGGAACAAAAAUUGAAGAAAUUGGUAUAACUUCAAAACAAAGUCAAACUAAAAAUAAUAAAUUAUUAGAUUCAUUUUCAAUAGACAUUUUAAGUUCAACUAGUAUCUCAAAAUCAUCAAAUGAUGAUGAUAAAGCAAUAAUAGAUGAAAAAACCAAAAAAGACAUCAAUAUUAUAUCAAAUGAAAGUAGUAGUAAAACUCUUACUCGUUCUUCAACCCAAAUAAAGGAUACUAAAACUUCAGAGAAAAAUAAAUCAUCUCUUUCAUUUAAUAUAACCCAAUUAGGUGAAAGUGAAACAAAUGUUCAGAUGCAAGAUCUAUUAGAUGACAGUAAAUGUAUUCAAUCAAAUGAAUCUAAAGAAGAUAAAAUUUAUGAUAUAAAUGUCACACAUAAUAAUACAAAUGAUAUUCAAAUUUCCAAAGAAAAGAGAUUACAAAGAACUUUUGAAAAUCAGCAGGAUGCACUAUCAAAUUCAAAUGAAGUAGUUAGUAAAACCAACGAUGAGACAUCUCAAGAAAAACUUGGUCCUAAAAAAAGGGGCAGAAAGCGUCGGAUUGAUCAGCUUGUGGAAUUAACAUCAACAAAUCGAGAAAAAUCAAUUUCUCAAGAUGGAUCUAUUUCUGAAAAUGAUUUAUCAGUUGAUAAUGAGUCUUCAGCAAAGAGGACAAGAAAAAGUGUACAUUUUAAUUUGGAUUCAAAAGAAAAUGGAAAAGAGCCAUCAGACUAUAUUGAAGAUAAAAAAGCCAAGAAGAGAUCUUUGAAAUUACUCUUUGAUAAUUUGUGUCAAACCAAGUACUUUUCAAUGUUUGAAAAGCCACUUAAAGAAAUUCCUAUUUAUAAAAAUGUAAUUGAUAGUCCAUUGGAACUCAAAGAUGUUAAAAGAAAAAUUGAAGCAGAAGAAAUAAAAAAUAUAGAUGAGCUACAAAUAAAUUUGAUGUUAAUGUCAUUCAAUGCUAUUAUGUUUAAUCCAACCAACAGUACAGUCUCUAAUGAUGCUACAAGCUUACAAUUUGAGCUUAAAUAUAAUUGCCAGUUAUUACAAGGCGCAAUAGAGGAAAGUUGUUCUGAAGAUGAAGAUGAUGAAGAAAAUGAGGAUGAUAAUGAAAAUGAUGAUGAAUUGAAUGAUAGUGAAGAAGGUUCCACUACAACUGAUGAUUCUCAACCAAAAAAAAAAAAACGUAAAGUCAAUUCUAGCAGUGAUGAUGAUGUAAAUGAUGACAAUUAAUGAUACAAAUAAAAUAAAAUUAUGUAAUUAAUAAUUAACCUCAUUAAAUUAUGAUAAUUGUACAAGUAAAUAGUUUAUAUUCCAUGA
Molecule: messenger RNA, 4704 nt
Organism: Daktulosphaira vitifoliae (grape phylloxera)
Lineage: Eukaryota; Metazoa; Arthropoda; Insecta; Hemiptera; Phylloxeridae
Product: MATH and LRR domain-containing protein PFE0570w-like
Exons: 15
Coding region: 166-4617 (1483 amino acids)
Molecular function (GO): protein binding
Source: RefSeq, a predicted model, not a curated record